This is a messenger RNA of Hippopotamus amphibius kiboko, 1825 nucleotides long. It is a transcript of the gene ZNF575, whose product is annotated as zinc finger protein 575. The transcript is spliced from 4 exons. NCBI's taxonomy places the organism in Eukaryota, Metazoa, Chordata, Mammalia, Artiodactyla, Hippopotamidae. The coding region runs from base 687 to 1427 and encodes 246 amino acids. Gene Ontology annotation, molecular function: DNA-binding transcription factor activity, RNA polymerase II-specific; RNA polymerase II cis-regulatory region sequence-specific DNA binding. The record is from RefSeq and is a predicted model, not a curated record. Gene Ontology annotation, biological process: regulation of transcription by RNA polymerase II.
GCCGGCUCUUGAAACUGAUGCAGGAGGCGGAACUCAAGCUCCGAGCGGAAUGCUCGAAAAGGGGGACAUGGAAAAGGGAAGCUGUUUCAGAGACCUCUUGAGCUAGGUUUCCCCGUGGCAACGCUUGCACGUGCUUGGCUCCAGUCAGCCACCGUAGGCCCCGCCGGCCGCGAUACGCUUUCCGCCGGUCCCUUGGCCCGUAGCUCUGCGCUUGCUCAGCAACUCGCCUGCCUUGCGCACCCGCCCCCUCCUUCCAUGCCUUCUCCCCCGCAGCAGCCUCCGCGGGCCGCGACUGCGCAUGCGAACUGACGCCCCCACCGGCCCGGCGUGGGAGGGGGGACUGGAAAUGAGGCUGGGCCCAGCGGCUCGCGCGCGCUCCCUCCCCUGCCCUCCCGUCGCAGGGCGCGCGCCGGGCGGUGCAGCUCCACGGCGUCCGAAGGCAGCGCCGCAGUGGCUGCGGCCGCCGAGGGAGGGGCCCGGAGCCCCGCCCCCAGGGAGGGGCCGUCCACAGGUCUCCCCUCUACCCUGCACGGCUCCACCUCCACGCGGGGGUUGAAAUUUAACGACAAGAAGGCAGUUCACGCGGCGUCAAUGGACUGAGACUAAGCCUAGAACCGGCCUGGUAACCACUGGCGUCGGCCCCUCUCCCGCCCUAGGCCCUCCCUCCAGGUUUCUGCGCCAGCAAGAUGCUGGAGCGAGACGCGCAGUCUGCGGCCGGGGGCACCGAUCCUAGUCCCACUGGCAAGGAGCCUGUGACCAAAGGAGAAGCUCCGGACCCAGGCCCGCCGCAGAAGCCCACCCAGUCGGUUCCAGGGCCCGCCACGUCCGCGGGGGCGCCUUCCCGACCCCGCCGUCGGCCCCCACCCCAGCGCCCGCACCGCUGCCCUGACUGUGACAAGGCCUUCUCGUAUCCGUCCAAGCUGGCCACGCACCGGUUGGCACACGGCGGCGCCCGCCCCCACCCGUGCCCCGACUGCCCCAAGGCCUUCUCCUACCCCUCCAAGCUGGCGGCCCACCGCCUCACGCACAGCGGCGCCCGCCCGCACCCGUGCCCGCACUGCCCAAAGGCCUUCGGCCACCGCUCCAAGCUGGCAGCCCACCUCUGGACCCACGCGCCCGCCCGCCCCUACCCGUGCCCCGACUGCCCCAAGUCCUUCUGCUACCCCUCCAAGCUGGCGGCCCACCGCCACACGCACCAUGCCACCGACGCCCGCCCCUAUCCUUGCCCGCACUGCCCCAAGGCUUUUUCAUUCCCCUCCAAACUGGCCGCCCAUCGCCUCUGUCACGACCCCCCGACGGCGCCGGGCAGCCAGGCCACAGCCCGGCAUCACUGCCCCAGCUGUGGCCAGGCGUUUGGUCAGAGACGCCUCCUACUCCUUCACCAGCGCAGCCACCACCAGGCCGAGAGCCCGGGGGAGCGGGAGUGAGCCCUCCCCUUGGCUCACUGGCUCCCUCUACUGCCAGCCCCGGUCAAUAAAGAGGUGGCAUCUCUAAGCCAGGCGGUACGGACUUGCCUCUUCCAGGUAGCCGGAAGGGAGGUUGGCCUCGCACUGCACUCAGACUUACAAAGAGGAGGAAGGGAAGGCAUCGGGGAAAGCAAAGCAUCACCCACAGAGUCAGCACUGGGCCCCAAACCACGGAACUGCAGGUGUGGUUUGAAAGCCCUGGCUCCGGUUUUUCUCACCUGUUCAUAUGGGAAAGGUUAACCGCCUGCUAGCAUCAUGCGCUGCUGAGGAGUGUGGGGAGACAGGCUCUCAUCGUUGUGUGUUUAACUUAGAGCCUCCACUUUGGCCUUUGAGUGUCUGUAUAAAAAAUUUUAAAUGCA